Molecule: messenger RNA, 3315 nt
Organism: Penicillium macrosclerotiorum
Lineage: Eukaryota; Fungi; Ascomycota; Eurotiomycetes; Eurotiales; Aspergillaceae
Exons: 3
Coding region: 1-3315 (1104 amino acids)
Biological process (GO): regulation of DNA-templated transcription
Molecular function (GO): histone acetyltransferase activity
Source: RefSeq, a predicted model, not a curated record
AUGGCGGCAACAGCGCCGCCGGUCAACCAAAAUCCGGGCAAGCAAGCCCCGCCCCCCGACGAGGUGGACAGUGACCUAGAUGCAGAGGGAGAGGAGGAAGCCGACUUAUAUCAGAUGGACCAGCAACUUCAGGAUGCUGUUCAUCGAGCCUACACCGGAGAAGUUGCGGAGGAAAAUGGCCAUGAUGUGACCACCCGCCGUGGCAUUCUGGCUAGACAGAACAGUGGCGACAAUGAUGAGACGGAGCCUGUCGGAGCAGUGAAGGUUCCUGGCGACGAUACCUCCUCCUCCUCUGAAGAAGAUGAAACAGCGACGGCUGAUGGAGAUGUUGAUCCUGCGUUCGAGGAGGAUAAUGAUCGAAGGGAAUCUUCAAGCAGUGAAUCCGAGUCUGAAGCAGAAGAGGACUGGGAGGCCGAGAGCAAUGGACACGAGGACGCAGAUGCGGAUAUCCGCAGCCGGUCAAACUGCAUGUUUUGCAGCCAAGAUGAGGAACACGAUCCCAGCGAAGAUUUCGAAGAAUGGCUGACCUGCAAUGUUUGUGGUGAUCAUUCACAUCGGCAAUGCGCCCGCGAACAAGAAGCUUUCAAUGACUCCGAAGGUCAAUCAAUGGUCUCCUCUCUGGUGGAAAAGGUAUGGUUGCUAACUUUUCGCCGACUAGAUCCUUGGAGAUGUCCCACAUGUGUUCGCAAUAAUUUAGAACCCGACCCCGUGGAGAGUCCGACCCAGCGGAAAACUGGAGCAUCCCAUCUUCCAAAGGAGCUUCUACCUGCUCAUGUAGGAAAGCACGGAGAUGGGUUUCAUUCGAUUUUCGAUACCAACAUCAGCGAUGAAUUACUGAAUAGCUCGCGAUCAUUGCGAAAAAGGAAAGCUUCAUCGGCAGAAGCCGAAGAGCACGCCCCUGUGCUUAGAAAGCGACGGCGCCAAGCUGAUAAUUUGAAUAUGAACGAAACUGUUUUUGACGGUGACGAGCAACCUGUCAAUGAGGCUCAUUCCCCAGCUCGACCGAUGCGCCCUCGACGAACUCGCGCAGUGGAUCGAGAUCAUUGCCGUGUGGUUUCAAAGAACUUCGGCAAACUAAUUGUCGGUUUCCGCCUUGAUGAGGCGAAGGUGACCAAAAUCUUGAGCAGCCAAAGCCGGCCGCAACGCAAGAAGAAGAAGGCUCCGAAGCCCCCGCCUGUGCCUCAAGAAAUUCAAGCCCAUUUCGCCUCUAUUCCUCCCGCACCUUACGCCACCCACUUCCAUCCAUUCCACGAUCGGGAAACCGACGAAUCCAAAUCCAAGCCGUAUGGCGGCAUUUUAUCCGAAGUCGAGGCAGACACAUCCAAAACCCUUCCCCUACAAGCCGAUCGCGACAAGUUUGAGCUGGCCCGCCAAAGGGCCGAAGAUGAAUGGCAGAGAAAGAUUCGAGAAGCCGAGCUCAACGGCGAGGCAACUCCUACAGCUUCACAGAAAGUUUCCGGUCCCCCGUCGAAGAUCAAGUACAUCAAUUUUGGUGGCCAUGAGAUUGAGACUUGGUAUGCUGCUCCUUACCCAGAGGAGUACAGUCGGAAUCGUGUGCUUUAUAUCUGUGAAUUCUGCCUCAAAUACAUGAACUCCGACUAUGUUGCUUGGCGACAUAAGCUCAAAUGCCCUGCGAAGCAUCCACCAGGCGACGAAAUUUACCGCGACGGCUCCAUUUCCAUCUUUGAGGUGGACGGCCGAAAGAACCCUGUCUACUGUCAGAAUCUGUGCCUCCUUGCCAAGCUAUUCUUGGGGUCUAAGACGCUAUACUAUGACGUGGAGCCAUUCUUGUUCUACGUUAUGAGCGAAUAUGAUGACCUUGGGUGUCACUUCGUUGGUUAUUUCAGCAAAGAAAAGCGGCCAAGCUCGGCAAAUAAUGUUUCCUGCAUUCUCACACUUCCAAUCCACCAACGCAAAGGUUAUGGUAACCUUUUGAUCGAUUUUUCCUAUCUUCUUACUCGGAUCGAGGGCAAGAAUGGCUCUCCCGAGAAGCCUCUCUCAGACAUGGGUCUGGUAUCGUACCGAAACUACUGGCGACUUAUUCUGUCGUACCAACUUCGCGAUCUGAAGACACCUCUCAGCAUCGCUGAUUUAUCGGAUCGGACAGGCAUGACGGCUGAUGAUAUUGUUUCCGCGCUGGAGGGCCUCCGUGCUCUAGUACGAGAUCCUAUCACGAAAACCUACGCAUUCCGUCUCGAUAAUACCUACUUUGAAGAGGUGAUCCAGAAAUGGGAAAGCAAGGGCUACGUCCAGCUCAACCCCGAUGCACUGCUCUGGACGCCAUACAUUAUGGGGCGCAACAAUCAAUCCCAUUUCGAUCGUGCACCCUUGCACGCGGUUGCGCCUCGAGACGAUCUAGAUGAGGAUGAGGAAGAGGUUGAGUCUAAAGAGGAUGCCGAUGAAGAGCCCACAACAAACGGGACAGAUACCGAUGGCUUUGGGGAGGCUGCUGGGCCACCCUCUACAUCUGCAGCCUUCCCGCACAUUAAUGGCAUACAUGAGUCCGACGACUCCAAGCCAGACCCCAUUCCUAAUCCUGCUGCAGGUAUUCCUCCCUCUCGCUUUGAACUCUGGCCUCCUGUCCAUGUGCCUGCUCCCCCGAAGCGCAAGGUAGGCCGUCCCCAUGGGAGCAAACGACCCUCGAUGACACCAACGGCUACUCGUACCAGUGGGCGCAACACACCUCGACGGCCAUCGGGACUGCCAUUGUUUACUCCGAACGCCAGCACCCCCACUGUACGCCGCGGUCGUAGCGGCAAGCCCGCAGACUCGCCCGGAGUGGAUGCCACUCCAGUUCAAUCAAAUGGUCUUGACGUGGAGCAAAGCGAACUUGCCGACGAAGAAGCUGUCCUGGACCCAAGCCCGGAAGACCUUGGUCUCGUGUUGGAUGAACCUUCCGAGGAAAGCGCAAGGGACCCGGACGCCGAGAAUGUGAAUGACGACGAUGAUUCCGAGGAACCCAUGAAAACCAAUGGAGUCGAUCAUGAAGAUGAUUCGGCUAUCGAGCCAGACCCCCCACGGACACCCGAGAAGAAGCGAUCGUCUGGCUCACGAUCACCAGGGACGGCCACGUCCUAUCGAUCCAAGGGCAAGCAUUCAGAAAAACCACCCAGAACUCCUCAUUCAGUCACCCGCAAAGCCUUGGUUGAGAAGAUUCAAGUGAUGAUACCCGCCGAGCCCGGGUCAGCUGACCGACAGAAUGGCAAGAAGGUAUCUCCGGACACAGAUGACGUCGACCUGGACGCGGAGGGAGAGGAAGACGACGAUAUCGAUGCCGAGUACGAAGUGGAUGGUGACGUGGUAAUGGAGACAUGA